Messenger RNA from Halteromyces radiatus, 1806 nucleotides. RefSeq lists its product as uncharacterized. Gene Ontology annotation, molecular function: hydrolase activity, acting on carbon-nitrogen (but not peptide) bonds. The record is from RefSeq and is a predicted model, not a curated record. The transcript is spliced from 4 exons. The coding region runs from base 17 to 1405 and encodes 462 amino acids. Lineage: Eukaryota; Fungi; Mucoromycota; Mucoromycetes; Mucorales; Cunninghamellaceae.
AUUCAGAAUAACCAAAAUGCUUUAUAUCAAUGGUUUGAUUGUCACGAUGAAUGCUAAACGUGAAAUUAUCAAGGAUGGUGCUUUACUUGUGCAAGGCAAUCGUCUAGUUGAGGUUGGCAAGACGGUGGUUCUCAAGGAACAAUAUCCUGAUGAAGCUACUUAUGAUUUGGAAAACAAGAUGGUGAUUCCUGGUCUUAUCAAUACUCAUGUCCAUUUGGCACAAGCUUUACUCCGAGGUUCUGGAGAUGAUUGUGAAUUGAUUCAAUGGUUAUGUGAAACGGUGUGGGUACUUCAAGGUACCAUGACUGCUCAAGAAGCCUAUGGUAGUGCUCGUCUUUGUAUUGCUGAGAUGCUUAAAUCUGGUACCACUUGUUUUUUGGAAGCCAUGUGUGCGGAUAGGUACGGUUUUGAUGGAAUUGCAAAGGCUGUGGAAGAAUCUGGUAUUCGUGGCUGUUUGGGUAAAAUUGUCAUGGAUGUUGGCAAGUAUGCUUCUCAAUCGGCUUGGUCUAUGCAUCCUGGUCUUAUAGAAACUCGUGAACAGAGUCUUUUGGGAGCUCUUGAAAUGCAUAAGAAAUGGCAUGGCAAAGCAGAUGAUCGUAUUCAUGUCUGGUUCGGGUCCCGUACUCCUCCUGGUGUUAGUACUGAAUUACUCAAGGAAAUGACUGCAUUGAGUCGUGAACGUGAUAUCCGUAUUACUAUGCAUUGCGCUGAAGUCCAUGCUGAUUUGGUACACUAUCGGGACAACCAUGGAAUGACACCUUGUGAAUUCUGUGAACAUGUUGGUUUACUCAGUGAUAAGACGGUACUUGUUCAUAUGAUCUGGUUGGAUGAAAAGGAUUAUAAACUUUUGGCUGAUUCUGGAACUCAUGUGUCUCACAAUCCUUCUUCUAAUUCAAAAUUGGCUUCUGGUGUUGCUCCUAUUCCCAAGCUUUUGAAUGCAAAUGUCAAUGUUGGACUUGGUACAGAUGGUGGUCCAUCAUCUAAUGCUUAUGAUAUGGUACGUGAAAUGAAUUUGGCAGCCAAGAUUCAUAAAGCUGUCUCUUGUGAUCCUUUGACUAUGUCUGCCGAAACUGUUCUUGAAAUGGCUACUAUUAAUGGUGCAAAAGCUCUUGGACUUGAAAAUGAAAUUGGAUCUUUGGAAAAAGGCAAGAAAGCUGAUUUUGUUGUUUUGGACUUUGAAAGUAAACUUCAUACUACUCCCAAUCCCAAUCCCAUCUCGACUUUGGUAUAUACCGCUACUGGAGGAGAAGUGGAAACUGUAGUGGUGGAUGGUCGUAUGGUAGUUGAAAAAGGCAAGUUGCUGACUAUGGACGAACAACAAGUCAUGAAGGAUGCUCGUGAUUAUGCUGAUGCUAUGUACUCCCGUGCUGGUAUCAAGGGUCAUCCUAAAUGGCCUAUUGUUUAAAUCCAUCUUUUUUGGUCGUAGUGGUUGCAGGCAAACCCACUAUUGGUAACAAAAAAAAAACUGAUGUAGGGGGGAUGGAUGUACUGUUUUAUUAUGAUGUGUUUUUUUUUUUCUCUCUCUCUUUUUUUUUUAACAUGUUAGAUAGAUUAUUGUACCUUUGUAUAUGAUGGACUGGUCGAUCUGAUUAUGCGGAAAUGGUUGUUGCAGGGAACCCAUUUGUUUGUUUUUUUUAAAAAAAACAUCCUGUGUAGUAUAGUUUCUUUUUGACUUAAUAUAACUAUAUUUUGGUGGUAGCAGGUAACCCACCUUUUAUUCCUCUUUUAUAUAUAUAUAUUUAUAUUUAUAUUAGAAAAUCAAAACUGUAACAUAUCUUCAAUAAACUGUAUCAUUCAUCUCUAUUA